AAAAAUUUUCUCCCAACCAUUUAUAAUCCAGUUCGUCGAUCAGUCUGUUUCUGAUUAUGUCUAUAUAACUUUGAAUCACUUAAAGAAGUGCUCUUAUCAAUCUUUCUUAUUUCCCGUUUUAGUUAAUAAAGAAAAGAAAAAUCCGACAACAGGUUUCAUUGUAGACGACAAUGGAUUCAAUUCAAGAAAUGGAUAAUAGCUCCAUUUCCCAAGACGGUGUAGCUUCACAUGCACCAUCAUCGUCGUCUUCAACCGCGAGUCGCUACGAGAACCAAAAGCGCCGUGACUGGAACACAUUCAUGCAGUAUCUAAAGAACCACAGGCCCCCACUGGCACUCUCUUGGUGCAGUGGAGCUCAUGUCUUGGAGUUCCUUAGAUACCUCGACCGGUUCGGCAAAACCAAAGUCCACACUCCGAUAUGUCCUUUCUAUGGCUACCCGAACCCACCGGCUCCUUGUCCAUGCCCGUUCCGUCAAGCCUGGGGUAGCCUCGAUGCUCUCAUCGGCCGACUCCGAGCUGCUUUUGAAGAAAAUGGAGGAAAACCUGAGGCGAACCCGUUUGGGACACGAGCUGUGAGGCUUUAUCUUCUUGAGGUACGUGAUUUACAGUCAAAAGCAAGAGGGAUUAGCUACGAGAAGAAGAAACGUAAACGACCAUCAUCAGCUUCAACAAACCCCAUCUCUGCCAUUGCCGCCGCCGCGGCCGCCACCACCAGGUGCAUGUUGAAACAUGCAUUAGCUAAACCCUAUAUGAAUAGCUACAACAAUGAGUAAAUUGAGAUCGAGUCGGAUCGGAUCAAAUCCUAAUCGGAUCUUGACUCGGGUUAUAUAUUACUUGGUUAAUCUGCUUUUGAUGCAAACAGUGUUAGUAUCCGUCAUUGACUUGCAAAUAGUUUGAAGACUGAAAUAGUACUUAAAAAAGGCUUUUUUU
This is a messenger RNA of Gossypium raimondii (Peruvian cotton), 930 nucleotides long. Its product is annotated as protein LIGHT-DEPENDENT SHORT HYPOCOTYLS 3. The record is from RefSeq and is a predicted model, not a curated record. NCBI's taxonomy places the organism in Eukaryota, Viridiplantae, Streptophyta, Magnoliopsida, Malvales, Malvaceae. Gene Ontology annotation, biological process: response to light stimulus; mRNA transcription. Gene Ontology annotation, cellular component: nucleus.